AUGUCGCAAGAACAUAAGACCGAUGAUAGAGAUAAGACUCUCUUUCUGGAGCAGGAAACUUCGAAAGUCAACUCUCCUCUCAAUGAAUUUCUGCAGAGUACUAAUGUUCUUGUUGUCGACCCGGAUCUCAUCACUUUACGUAAUAUGAAAGAAAUCAUGAAACAGUACACUUAUCAAGUGACAACUUAUACGGACGCGGAAGAAGCUAUCUCGUUUCUGACAAACUGUAAACAUGAUAUUAAUAUUGUGAUAUGGGAUUAUCAUAUGCCUGGAAUUAAUGGACUGCAAGCUCUUGAAAUUAUUGGUUCAAAGAUGUCUCUUCCUGUAGUGAUUAUGUCUAAUGACCAUCAAACCAAAUCGGUGGUGGACGCAAUUCAACAUGGUGCAUGCCACUAUGUUAUGAAACCGGUUAGGAAAGAGAUCAUUGCCACCAUAUGGCAUCACAUUAUACACAAGAGGGUGAUGUCUAAACCUGGUUUAGUUCCACCAGUUGUGGUACAUGAUGACUGUUCAAAGCAAGACAAAGAUGAUUCAGUGACCGUAGACCAAGAUCGUAGUGAGCAGAACAUCAAUAAGAUAGAAGAGAAAACAACAAAGAAACGAAAAAUGACGGUUAAGAGUAAUGGUUCAGAACAAGAUGACGAUAAUUCAAGGGCCGUAAGCAAAGACAACUUUGAACAAAGCAUCAAUAAGAAAAAAAAUGCAUCUUUCAGGAAACCGCGGAUGUCGUGGACUGGAGAUCUUCAACAGAAAUUUCUCGAUGCCAUCGUUAUACUUGUUAUGUCUAAUGACCAUCAAACCAAAUCGGUGGUGGACGCAAUUCAACAUGGUGCAUGCCACUAUGUUAUGAAACCGGUUAGGAAAGAGAUCAUUGCCACCAUAUGGCAUCACAUUAUACACAAGAGGGUGAUGUCUAAACCUGGUUUAUUUCCACCAGUUGUGGUACAUGAUGACUGUUCAAAGCAAGACAAAGAUGAUUCAGUGACCAUAGACCAAGACCGUAGUGAGCAGAACAUCAAUAAGAUAGAAGAGAAAACAACAAAGAAACGAAAAAUGACGGUUAAGAGUAGUGGUUCAGAACAAGAUGACGAUAAUUCAAGGGUUGUAAGCAAAGACAACUUUGAACAAAGCAUCAAUAAGAAAAAAAAUACAUCUUUCAAGAAACCGCGGAUGUCGUGGACUGGAGAUCUUCAACAGAAAUUUCUCGAUGCCAUCGUUAUACUUGGUGGGCCUAAAAAAGCUACCCCAAAGGGACUUCUCAAAUGCUUGCAAGAUAUGAAAAUCGAAGGACUCACUCUAAACAAUGUGUCCAGUCAUCUUCAGAAAUAUCGUCAAACUAUUGAGGAGAACCCAAUUCCUCAACAGUACCCAGAAACUAGUUGGUCUAGUGUCUGUAAACCCUCAACUUUCUUAUGUCUGAAAAAUGGUUUCUUUGCACCAUCAUCCCUUAUGAAUGGCCCACCUGUUUACCCGAUCCAGGACAUCAAUAUCAAAAUGGUUACUUAG
Molecule: messenger RNA, 1506 nt
Organism: Eruca vesicaria subsp. sativa (arugula)
Lineage: Eukaryota; Viridiplantae; Streptophyta; Magnoliopsida; Brassicales; Brassicaceae
Source: the annotation of a GenBank genome assembly